This is a messenger RNA of Haliotis rufescens (red abalone), 1023 nucleotides long. Its product is annotated as trace amine-associated receptor 1-like. The record is from RefSeq and is a predicted model, not a curated record. Bases 1 to 1023 code for a protein of 340 amino acids. The transcript has a single exon. Gene Ontology annotation, biological process: G protein-coupled receptor signaling pathway. Gene Ontology annotation, cellular component: membrane. Gene Ontology annotation, molecular function: trace-amine receptor activity. NCBI's taxonomy places the organism in Eukaryota, Metazoa, Mollusca, Gastropoda, Lepetellida, Haliotidae.
AUGGCAGACCCGGAUGUAAACUCUACAAACCACGUGAUUGGAAGUUCAGAAGACACAACGGUCUUGGGUUGGACGUACCUCGUUGUUGGUAUUCUGGUGAUCUCGGCAAACAGCGUCGUUGUAUUCGUCGUGGUGAGGACCCGUGAACUUCAUAUGCCGACGUUGUGGGUGAUAGCCUUCAUGGGUGUUUGUGACUUCUUCAUGGGUUGUCUCAUAUUAGUGUUUUACAUGCCGUCUGCGUUUUCCCGCCGCUUCGUCUACUAUGAUGUCAUGAAGAAUGUGUCCUUUUGUAUACACAUGUUUCUGUUGGGGCAGACGACAUUUAACAUCGCCUUGGCUGAGUUAGAUCGGUACAUAGCAAUUGAAUGGCCAUUGAAGUACAUGAAUAUUGUAACAACCAAAAGGUUCAUGGCAGCUGUUGUGUUGACGGUUAUCUUGGGCGUGUGUCGUAUCGGACUGAUCACAUCGACCGGUAUCGACACAGAAUACGAUCCACAUUUGGCCAUGUCUCUUCCCGCUUUUACCAACAGUACAUCUGGAAUAGGGAGUCGAAUGGCUGGCGUCUUGGUGCUGCCUUUGAGUACAUUUGGAGUUAUUGUAUUUUGUUUCUUAAAGAUCGUUAGCAACGUCAAUCUUCGUCGAAGACUUAAAAUCUCUCUGAUGGCACUUUUGCCCGCUUGUGUGUUCUGUGUAUCUUAUGUGCCAGUGUUUGUGUGCAUUAUUCAGCUGAUUAUUGGCGUGAAGGAGGAAGAUAUCAGUGGCUGGUUGAAAUUUGGUGUUGUUGCCAUAUUUUCCAACAGUUUAUGGAAUGUGCUUAUUUACACUGCCUCCUACCGGCCUUUUUGCAAAGCUCUGACCUCUAUCUUCUGCCACUCCUACAACCGAUGGAAUCGCCGGAUGGACGUAUUGAGGACAUAUGGAACCCGGGAGGCGUCAUCACAGAACAUUAUGUGCCGGAGGGACGUAUUAGAAAUAUAUACAACUGAGAGUGACGUCAUCAGAGAAUGCUGUGACGCCGUCUAG